Messenger RNA from Sporisorium graminicola, 393 nucleotides. RefSeq lists its product as uncharacterized. The transcript is spliced from 3 exons. Gene Ontology annotation, cellular component: ribosome; cytosolic small ribosomal subunit. Gene Ontology annotation, biological process: translation. The coding region runs from base 1 to 393 and encodes 130 amino acids. The record is from RefSeq and is a predicted model, not a curated record. Gene Ontology annotation, molecular function: structural constituent of ribosome. NCBI's taxonomy places the organism in Eukaryota, Fungi, Basidiomycota, Ustilaginomycetes, Ustilaginales, Ustilaginaceae.
AUGGUUCGCAUUUCCGUUCUCAACGACGCUCUUAACAGCAUUGUCAACGCCGAGCGCAAGGGUAAGCGCCAGGUGCUUGUCCGCCCUUCGUCCAAGGUCGUCAUCAAGUUCCUCUCGGUUAUGCAGAAGCACGGCUACAUCGGCGAGUUCGAGGAGGUCGACGACCACCGUUCGGGCAAGGUUGUCAUCCAGCUCAACGGCCGUAUCAACAAGUGCGGUGUGAUCUCGCCCCGCUUCAACGUUCAGCUCGGCCAGAUCGAGAACUGGGUUCAGCAGCUCCUGCCCGCCCGUUCGUUCGGUUACGUCGUGCUCACCACCUCGGCCGGUAUCAUGGACCACGAGGAGGCCCGUCGCAAGCACGUUGCCGGCAAGAUCCUCGGCUUCUUCUACUAA